UCUGACCUUUUUCUUUUUUCUGUCACAUUCCACAUGGAAAAGAAAAGUUCUCAAGUAGAAAGACCUGUCGUGUUCUUUGAUAUUUCUAUUGGCGAUGUGCCAGUAGGUCGUAUGAAAAUGGAACUCUUUUCUGACAUUGUACCCAAAACUGCCGAAAACUUUAGACAAUUAUGUACAGGAGAAUACAAAGUGAAUGGUGUACCUCAAGGUUAUAAAAACUGUUUAUUCCAUAGAGUGAUUAAAGACUUUAUGGUACAAGGAGGUGAUUUCCUUAAAGGAGACGGAACAGGUUCGUUAAGUAUCUACGGAGACAAGUUCCCAGACGAAAACUUUAUCGAAAAACACAAUGGUGCCGGUUUAUUAUCUAUGGCCAAUUCAGGACCGAAUACAAACGGAUGCCAAUUCUUUAUUACCUGUGACGCAUGUAACUUUUUGGAUGGUAAACACGUCGUAUUUGGUAGACUCAUCGAUGGUCUUUUGACGUUGCGUAAAAUUGAAAACGUUGCAACUGGACCUAAUAAUAAACCCAAAUUACCUGUCAAGAUUACUGAAUGCGGUCAAAUGUAAUUAUUUCUGUGUAAUAUAUAAUAAUAA
Molecule: messenger RNA, 594 nt
Organism: Rhizopus microsporus ATCC 52813
Lineage: Eukaryota; Fungi; Mucoromycota; Mucoromycetes; Mucorales; Rhizopodaceae
Product: peptidyl-prolyl cis-trans isomerase H
Exons: 6
Coding region: 34-567 (177 amino acids)
Biological process (GO): protein peptidyl-prolyl isomerization; protein folding
Cellular component (GO): intracellular membrane-bounded organelle
Molecular function (GO): peptidyl-prolyl cis-trans isomerase activity
Source: RefSeq, a predicted model, not a curated record